Molecule: messenger RNA, 1558 nt
Organism: Cherax quadricarinatus
Lineage: Eukaryota; Metazoa; Arthropoda; Malacostraca; Decapoda; Parastacidae
Source: RefSeq, a predicted model, not a curated record
AAAAAAAAAUGUAACAUGGCUACAGAUGUGUGCACCACGGGAAUCGUACUACAUGAAGAAAGGAAACGAGGGCUUUCUUGUGCCUGAAGGAGAAUGCUUUCUACUGAGACCCAACCAAACCCAGCCUCAGCGACUACGACCUACAAGCACUAACGUCCAGUACUGCGGGUUCAGUGCGGCCUUUGAUAAGGAUGACACUGUGGUGUACCUGGGCUGUCCCAGCAUUAUAAAUGGAUUUCAGGUAGAUAUAACACAGCCUGAAGGUUAUGUACUGAAGUUUGACCUGGAUGCUCCUGAAUACCCACAUGAGAGACAUCUAGGGCAGGAGUGUGGCCAGGAGUCUCACUAUGAAGGCUGGGCCAUGACUCAGAGGAUGCUUGCUUCUAGCAGUGUGGUGGUGACUUCCUGUGGUAACCAGAAGAGAGUGGUGGAGCUGGAGAUGAUGACACAGUUGCUGGAGGGAGCAAGGGACACUGGAGAACUGCUGGGGUCGGUGCUGGAGAGCUGCGAUCUUGAUGGAGAUGGUGAGGAUGAGGUGCUGGUGGGUGCUCCUCUAGGGAAAGUACAUACCUCUUCAGGCUACACCGAACCUGGCAAAGUCAUCAUCCUGGGAACCAAGGGCACCAAACACACGAUGGAAGGUACUGAAGACUUCAGCAGGUUUGGCACCAGCAUCGCCUGCCUCGGGGACCUCAACAGUGAUGGCUACCAAGAUGUGGCAGUGGGAGCACCUCAGCACUCUGGUGGAGGAGCAGUAUUUAUCUUCCUUGGGUCAGUCACAGGCAUAAGGUCAUCACCAUCUCAGGUGCUGCAGCUGGCUGAGUUCUCCUCCAGCAGGAGGAGAGGUUUUGGCUACAGUCUUGCUGGUGGGAAAGACGUCGAUGGUAAUGGAUAUCCAGACCUCUUGGUGGGGGCGCCCAUGUCAGAUGCUGCCUUCCUUCUUUAGGUGGCACAGGUGCUGCAGCUUCAGGUGUCAAUGUUUGAGUUUAGCACCAGCCAGGUGGACCUUCAGGAGAGGAACUGCCUGGAGGAGGGUGAGGAGUGGGCACUCCGCGUGUGCUUCCACCUCCGUGUUCAGCUGGGUGUUCUGGGCCACCAGGGCAAGUUUGAUAUAGAAGUGAGAGUGCAGGUGGUACUGGACGGCAACUAUCCCCGUCAAAGGAUCUUCUUCAGAGACUCCACCAGUCAGCAUGUUCAGGAGACAGUCCACAUUGUAAAUAGGAUCCACCAGCUUGAGUAUCACAUCUAUGCUGAGGAGCUGGCCACUGAGGAGGAAGCCGUGGCCCUCGCAGGUGCAGACCUGCAGGUGAGCCUGGUGCAGGUGCACCCUCAAGAGCAUGAGGAUCUUCUGCCAGUGGUGGAAGUCCCACAACCUUCCCAGCAGUGGACCAGCACCACCUCUGUCAGAUUCUUAUGCGGUAGUGAUCCCAAUACUUGCGUCGCCAAGACCAACAUUAGACUCACCUUGGAUAACCACAGGAUUAUCUUCGUGGUGGGUGAGGAGACGGUAGAGGCAAGGGCGACACUCACAGUGGAAAAAAGCACAGCCUCGAAUUGA